Telopea speciosissima is the source of this 626-nucleotide messenger RNA. RefSeq names its product receptor-like protein EIX2. The record is from RefSeq and is a predicted model, not a curated record. Gene Ontology annotation, molecular function: protein binding. The transcript has a single exon. The coding region runs from base 81 to 626 and encodes 181 amino acids. NCBI's taxonomy places the organism in Eukaryota, Viridiplantae, Streptophyta, Magnoliopsida, Proteales, Proteaceae.
AUGUAGGUCCUGUAGAGGAGGUAUUUUUGAUUAUCAAAGGAAAUGAGCUUCAGUAUGGCAAUACUCUUAUUAGGCUUCUAAUGAGCAUGGACCUUUCAAACAACCAUUUGUCUGGAGAGAUUCCCAAAGAACUGACAAGUCUUAUUGGGUUGCGAUCAUUGAACUUAUCAAGAAAUCAUUUGAUUGGAAACAUCCCUGAGAAGAUUGGGGACAUGAAAUUAUUGGAAUCUCUGGAUUUAUCAAUUAACAAACUCUCUGGUGAAAUUCCUCAAAGCAUGUCAAAGCUAACAUUUUUGAGUGUCUUGAACUUGUCAUAUAACAGUUUGUUAGGUACUAUUCCAUUGAGUACCCAGCUCCAAAGCUUUGCUGCAUCCAGCUUUAUGGGCAAUUCCCCAGAACUCUGUGGACCUCCACUCACACAGAAUUGCACUGAAGAUGGGCUUAACAAUGAUGUUAGAAGAGAAGAUGAAGGCAAUGUCUUUCAAAUGGAAGGGUUUUAUGUCAGCAUGGCCUUGGGAUUUGUGGUUGGCUUUUCGUGUGUAUGGGGUCCCUUACUGUUCAAAAAAUCCUGGAGAUUUGCAUAUUUUCAGUUUUUGGCUGAUAUGAUAGACAAAUAUUUUGGCUAA